GUAGCACACGACUUCCCCCUAUUCCCCACCAAGAAACUCCAUCUUGGCAGAAACCAAUAACAAAUUUUUUCCAAUCUAAUGCCAAUUCUUCUAAGCAUUCAGACACUGGAGAUUGCAGUAAAAAUGAAAAUGGUUCACAUACUGAAGAUUUGUCCAAAGAUGUGGUAUUGAGAGAUACAAAUAAUCCAUCAAUAAAAACACAAAAGAUUUCAACUGAGGAAGAUGUAGUAAAUGAGAAACAAGAACUAAUUGAAGAUGAAAAAAAUUCAAUAGAGGAUCCACCGGAUAACAGUAAAAAUAAUGAUAAUUCAGAAAAUGAAACAUCUUCAGCCAAAUCUCCACUCCAAAAUAUUUCUCUUGAUGAAACAAA
Leptinotarsa decemlineata (Colorado potato beetle) is the source of this 370-nucleotide messenger RNA. RefSeq lists its product as uncharacterized. The record is from RefSeq and is a predicted model, not a curated record. Lineage: Eukaryota; Metazoa; Arthropoda; Insecta; Coleoptera; Chrysomelidae.